Knipowitschia caucasica is the source of this 735-nucleotide messenger RNA. NCBI's taxonomy places the organism in Eukaryota, Metazoa, Chordata, Actinopteri, Gobiiformes, Gobiidae. The record is from the annotation of a GenBank genome assembly.
AUGAGACUGUGGACAGAAGAGGACAUGAGACUGUGGACAGAAGAGGACAUGAGACUGUGGACAGAGGACAUGAGACUGUGGACAGAAGAGGACAUGAGACUGUGGACAGAAGAGGACAUGAGACUGUGGACAGAAGAGGACAUGAGUCUGUGGACAGAGGACAUGAGACUGUGGACAGAGGACAUGAGUCUGUGGACAGAGGACAUGAGACUGUGGACAGAAGAGGACAUGAGACUGUGGACAGAGGACAUGAGACUGUGGACAGAAGAGGACAUGAGACUGUGGACAGAAGAGGACAUGAGUCUGUGGACAGAAGAGGACAUGAGACUGUGGACAGAAGAGGACAUGAGACUGUGGACAGAAGAGGACAUGAGACUGUGGACAGAAGAGGACAUGAGACUGUGGACAGAGGACAUGAGACUGUGGACAGAAGAGGACAUGAGACUGUGGACAGAGGACAUGAGACUGUGGACAGAAGAGGACAUGAGUCUGUGGACAGAAGAGGACAUGAGACUGUGGACAGAAGAGGACAUGAGACUGUGGACAGAAGAGGACAUGAGACUGUGGACAGAAGAUGACAUGAGACUGUGGACAGAGGACAUGAGACUGUGGACAGAAGAGGACAUGAGACUGUGGACAGAGGACAUGAGACUGUGGACAGAGGAUAUGAGCCCCCUGCUGGAGGAGUAUGGUAACAGUACUGUCCUCUAUGGAGCCCCUGCUGGAGGAGUAUAG